GGAGUCGGAGUAGGGAAAACGCCGUACGUCCUUCGUCCGAGCUGGUACGGCGCAUCACCCGUGAUCACACCCGCGGCCAUUUGUCGAAGAGAAAAAAAAUCUAACCUAACAAGCGAAAGAUGUGCGUGUGUCAUCGGGGGUGUUGCUCUGGCCCGCGUGCGACAACAACGAAUUGUGCGAUCGUCAUUCCCGACGACGCGUGAAGCGACGCUUUUUCUCUCUUUCUCCGCGCUCUCUCUUCUCCCUUUCUCACACGUACACACCUGCACGCGCGAUCCUCGUGGACUCGGAGAGACGGAGCAUAUGCGCUCAAGAAAGUCCUGUGGCUGAGGUUCAUCGUGAAGUAGGUGUACGCCUACGUCCCGCCCCCCUGAUUUUUAUUAAUGCGCAGGAUAACCGAUUAACAGGAUUGUACGCAAGUACAUCCAAUAAUGUCAUCGAUCAACAGUGUCGAUUCUCACGGGACAUUACAGUGGGACAUGAUGGAAUUGGCCCGUCAUUUGCGGCAGGAAAGGCUGUUUGUCAAUUCGGAACAGCAGAACUUGCAGACUCUUAACGAACGGGUCUUAUAUAUCUCGUCGCAGUUAGCGCAGCAAGCAUGGAUAACCGCUCAACAGAGAGUCAAUCUGAAUCGCUUGAUAGUGGCGAGGCCGGAUUGCACUCCAGCGUCGUGUUGCCUGAGAGCAAACGCGUUGGAAAAUUCACAUUUCAUCGAUGCGUACAAGUAUCUGCGCUACCAGGCGUGCUUGUCCUACGGAGAAUUUCUGGGCGCAUUGCGAAAGUCACCGAAACUCCUAGCCUCGUGCUUGGUGGAGGGGGACAGAGUGAUUCCGGAAUCGAUGCAGACGAUUGUGCAGUGCUUGGCCGCCGGAUUGUACGGCAGCUGCAUAUUGCCGGAAGACAAGAGUUUGGUCCUCCAGCUGCUGAGGCAUCUCAUGUUACUGCAGAUAAUUCCGUCUGACAACCCGCGAAGAUUGCUCAGGCACGGCACGUGCGCGUUUUCCAAAUUUUACUCAAUCUUUCACGAAAGCCUGUUCUCCGCGAAGCUCUUCUUAACGGCAGCCUUGCACAGCCCUAUAGUGCAGUUACUUAUGGAAGAUGAAAUGUUCCUGGACAUCGAUCCGGAUAAAGCGCCUAUUAGAUUUCCACCUGCGGAGAGAUUGAAGAAAUUCGGGAAAGAAGGCACGGCCGAGUAUCAAGCCAAGUUACAGCGUUACAGACUCUGGACGGUUAAUUCCUUGUAUCGUAUCACGCAGAGAUUUAUCGUCAACAUUCGCGAUACAAUACACUGCUUUCCUACGAGUGUUUGCUGGCUUGUGAGACAAAUGGCAGGGCUUCUUAGUAAGAACGGAAAUGUAGAUCCAAAAGAGGUGCACGCCAUGUGCACGGAUCUUGUAUUCACGUACUUCAUUUGUCCCGCUAUAGUUAAUCCCGAGCCUUAUGGUAUUACCGAUGCACCGAUAAGUUACGUCGCGAGGUUUAAUCUAAUGCAAGUUGGACAAAUUUUACAAAUGCUUUCGCUACAAAAGUAUCAAAGUAUCGAUAACAAAGUUAUUGAUCUUUACAAGAAGUUCGAGAAGGAUUCGGUGUCUUCCAUAAUAGACUCGAUGUUGGAUGGGGCGACAGAAGAGCUGGAAGAGGAACCAACGAUUAUUGACAAUAAUAAAUUUCAAGGCCUGUCACGAUCCGCAGCACUGUUUACGGAAAGUGAACUGAACUCUUUAAUUACGUUUUUGAACACGAUCGCUGGUGAUAACAAUGGAGAAACGAUAUCGCAUAGCUCAUUUGAUAGAAAACAAUUAGCGGAAAUGCUGUCGCAAUUACCUUCGGGUUCACUGCAUAAUAAUAAAUUAAGUAACGAAUACUUGGAUACACCCAGCAAACGAGGUGUUGCUGCAGGAAAAGGAAAAGGACGUGGUAUAAGGAUGACUACAUUCUCACCAAAUGUAACAAACGAAAGUGCGGAGGAAAUUAAUGGCACCGCUGCCCCUGAAGAGGAGACUUUGGAUAAAAAUUCUCAAGACGUGCUAGUCAUACCUUUUGGUCCAACAAUUGGGGAAUCUGUAGGGCUACUCAGUGAACAGAAGGUUUUAUGCAUGGAGCUUCAAAGUGGUAUGGAGAAUGGACCUGUUACUUUGAAUCUCCCUGAUGACGCCUCUACUGAACAUCCUAGACAAGAGAAUAGCAAUGUCGAACGCAUCGAAACGCAAGAGAAGAGGACUAGAUUCUCGCUGUCACAUGAUGAAGUAUUGUUCGAAGGAUCGAUUGGCAAUACGUCCGAUAACUUGGAAGCUGUAUCAGAAGCCGCUUCCAAUCACAGUGUCGCUUCUUCUCUAGAAUUAGAGACAGAAGAUCAAAACGAUAAUCUCUCAGACAUGGUGUCUGCUAAUGUAUCGGGUAGAGGAACUCCUAAUAUAUCAGGUCGAGAUACACCGUCGUCUCAAAUUACUGAAGGAGACGAUGGACGAGCUGCGGGUGAAGUAAGGCAACUGGAUUUGCCGCCGCCUAAUAUCCCAACUAAACAAAGUCGAUCCGAAAUUGAUGACAAAUUUUGUAAAUUUGAGAUUAAGAAACUUAUUGAAGGAGACGAGACUGUUUCUAUGGUAUCCGAUACUUGGUCUACGGAUGUGUUGGCCUCAGAUAGCGAAAUAGUUGAACAACAGGAUCGAAUAUUGCUUGCUGUUCCUACUGAACAGGUUGCAUCUGUGUUGCCUGCCGAACCUACGCUAACCAUGUUAGACAUUAGUGAAACCGCCUCUGAAGCUUGGAGCACAGAUGUAUUAGCUAGCGAUUCGGAAAGAUUAACUGAAGUAGAUACCGAUGACACUGCUAGUGUUGCCAGGUCUGAUGAUACGGCCAGAUCCGAGAUCGAAAUAGAAAGCCGUGCUGAUUCCGAGGGAAAUGAAGAAACUCUUCAAUCUGCAACUCCAUGUCCGGAUGGUUCAAGCAUCACUUUUCCGUCAAUUUCGGGGAUUCGAGAGGAUUCUGGCAUAGGAACUUCGAUAGUUCACCAACCAUCACCAACAACAUCUCCAUUGCCAUCGUCGUCAAAUGUGACAGGUCGUGGUGGAACCAAGUCCGAUUACCGACGUAGUACAAUGGAAUAUGUAGACAAAAACGCUAACAAUAUAAGCAAUAUGGACUAUGAUAAACCAUUACGGGACGACAGGCUGGUUCACUUGAUAGAUAAACUUCAAAUUAACAAUGGUAAGCAAGUUGAACGUCAAGCACCUGCGCACAAUCACAUCGCUGCGGCGGCAGUCGCACCGGCGUUGCUAUUAGCUAAUCAUAUUUCUGCGCCUGUUUUGUCAGAGAAGUCCCAAAACGGUGACGUGAAAACAGAGGAGUUGGACAGCUGCAUGGCGUCAGUCGGGGAUACCGUAGGCCGAUUAAGCACGGCUAGCUUAACAUCCAGCAGCAGUUCCGGAUCAGAACCUCGUGUGAAGAGUAACAUUUCAACGUCAGAUUUACCAACACCAACAGUUAAUGGCAUUUGUGACGUGGUAGAUGGUUCGAUUCCCAAUUUUUCCAAGCCAAAUGCAUCAACGGGAGCUAUUCCAAAGAGCAUAAGCUUCGACAUGACCGCCGAGCGUGGCGAUAAGGAAUUGUUGGACGACGAUCAAAAAAACAAACGCGGUUUCUUUGGUAAAUUAAAAUUGUCAUUGAGAAAUCGUAGAGGUAAAGCAAUCCGCGUGACGGACGACAGAUGUUUCGAUCGAGAAGCUGGUGGCGACGGCGUCGAUGUGUGCAGGCACAGAUUACGCAGGAUUAUGUCGGAAGAUGUAACAUCAUCCGGUAAUGUCGCGGGCGAUACUACCGAUGAUAUAUUAGCGAAAUACAGAAGAAAGCCAAGCGCAGCUAGCGAUACAGCCUCGGUCGAAAGCAAUCAGUCCCGUACAAAAGAGGUGGAAGACGAAAGACUUUCAAUCGAUCCGAAUAAUGUAGAACUCUCUUAUGCUUUUGCGGAUGCUAAAAGAAAAUUACGUAUGGUACUUAGCACUGCUGACCUUCAACACAUUCCAUGGAAUACUUCAGAGAGACAUUGUUGGUCGCAGAAAGAAAACGAACUGGUUGCGUUUUUGCAACUACAAUUGGCAGAAGCUAUAAACCUGCAGGAUAGGGCAUUAAUAGCUCAUCUUCAUGAAACUUUACGUUGCGUGCGUCUAUUUAAUGACGAUGGAUGUAGAAAGCUCUUCAAAUCACUUCGAGAGGACUAUCAAAAGCGAUCUCCUUAUAUCGCAUAUUUAAUCAGAUGUCGUCAGGGAUUGCUGUCGACAUUAGCUCACUUAGAUAGAUUAUGCGUGCGAGUUAAGUGCGAUCGGGAUGCUAUCAAUAAUCAUCUUGUAUCCGUUUGUGUGAGGGUAUUUUUGGAAAAAAAGGAGGCUUUUCUCCUGCGUUUCUGCGAAGAGUUUAAAAAGCUUACGCUAGCUGACGAGAAGCAAGAUCUCGUGGAUAAUUUUCUAGGGAAGGUCCACGCGGAAAUGGACAACGAUCCGAUCUGGCAAUCGGCGAGCGCCAACCAGUUAGAUUUGGCGAGAGUCGUGGUGGAAAGAACCGUCAUGGCACGGGUAUACCACAAUGCGCUCUAUCCAAAUGGAGAUGGAGAUGUAUAUAGGGACCAGCUUCUUCACGAUCACAUCAAAAAGUUGGCGAAGGUCGUAACUCCAAAUCACAAGGACCUACGCAUUCCAAAGGUUUAUCAUUACGAAUGCCCCUGGCCAUGGGCGCAGGCUGAAUUGGCUGUGAUAUCGGCGUAUAAGACUCCUAGGGAUAAGUUGCAGUGUGUAUUUCGUUGCGCGACUACCAUCAUGAAUCUUCUCUCCAUGGCGUCGGAAAGGGGCAUACCUGCUGCCGACGAUCUGACUCCCGUGCUGGUCUAUGUCAUAAUCAAGACUAAUCCGCCGUCGUUGUUGUCGACUGUUCAAUAUGUAGACAGCUUUUACGGGAAUCGAUUGGAGGGUGAGGAACAAUAUUGGUGGACGCAGUUCUGCGCCGCGAUCGAGUUUAUUAAGACAAUGGAUUAACAGUUUCUCAGGAGUAUCACGAUAAAUAAGAUUAGAUUCGAUGCUGGUGAUAAUGUAGAAAUGUAUCAUAAUCAUAAUUUGACGAUUUCAUAAAGAAGAAGACCAAUAUCUUGUGUAAAGCUAGCUGAACAGUUUUAUGCUUCCAGUAUCUUGAUUAAAAUUCUUAAAUAGCCUCUUAAAUAGUCUAACUGUUAGUUCUUUCGCACGUUAUUAUGUAACAUUAGCAAAGACUGAAUCAGAUUAUACGUAAAGUAUGGCUUUAUCUUUAUUUGUAACUCUAUUGUACAAUUUCACAGGACAUCGAAAAAAAAAAGAAACGUUUAGAUAUUCUAUAAUUUAUGUGUAAACAAUACAGAACUUAUAGAGAAUUGAUAACCAUUUA
Molecule: messenger RNA, 5406 nt
Organism: Temnothorax curvispinosus
Lineage: Eukaryota; Metazoa; Arthropoda; Insecta; Hymenoptera; Formicidae
Gene: Gapvd1
Product: GTPase-activating protein and VPS9 domain-containing protein 1-like
Exons: 17
Coding region: 432-5024 (1530 amino acids)
Biological process (GO): regulation of GTPase activity; vesicle-mediated transport
Cellular component (GO): cytosol; endocytic vesicle
Molecular function (GO): guanyl-nucleotide exchange factor activity; small GTPase binding
Source: RefSeq, a predicted model, not a curated record